AUGUCGAAGAUAUCAAAUCAGCAAACUGUGUUGUUGAUUGUUGCAUUUUGGCAAGAACGCCGGAGGAAGCAGGCUUGGAAUAUGCGUAUGACGGGGAUGUGGUCAAAUUCAAUGGAUAUCUUACUCGAUGGUUGGAGGCGGGAAUUCCGCUUUUGGUCAGGACGGCCCUCUUGGACAAAUGGGCAUGACAAAUUAUGGGAUCAUCCAGCUGGUUAUAUGCGGAGCUUCAAUAAGGAGGCUUGGUUUUGGAUCGAUACGGAUGGAAAUCCCGUUUCUUCUACCCCUCACCCUCCUCCGUCACCACCUUCACCACCACUAUUAGCUUCGUCGGACUACUACUCUAUUAAGUUAGAUCCCGAUGAGAUCCAAGGGCCAUUGGAAUUUCGCAUGGGUCAAAGAUUGGUUACUGCAACUACUGCCGAUAGGAUUGAUCCACAACGAACUGUUUACCGUUUGAAGAUUGAAAAACCAUCGAUUCUCGAUUACAUCCCAGUUCUAUUUAUUCAAUCGAUACUUAAAAGUCUUUUCAGCCUGUGCCCAAGUAUUAAAACAACUUAUCCCGAAUGGUUUUUGCCAUCAAUCGUGAUUGUAAAGAAGCGCAAACCUGAUUGGGAUAACGAAUUUGAGGUUGAAAAACGUAUGUAUCGUCGUCUUCAGCCUCUUCAAGGAAGAUUCAUACCUUAUUUCUAUGGGGAAGCAACAUACGAUGGAUCACCGGCAUUAGUUCUAUCCGAAAUCAUCGGCCGAAGAUUAUAUGAUCUUACGAUGAAACAUGGAGAGGAUGAUGAAUUCAAAAGAAAGUUAGAAGAGGUUUACAAAGCAUUAACUACACACGGAGUAACUCAUGAAGAUCCAAAGUUGGAUAAUGCUAUUGAUGUUGGAGAUCGAGUAAUGAUUUUCGAUUUGGAACAAUGUGUAAUUGAGAAAACAAAUUGGGAAGGAAGCGUUAACAAAGGAAGUGUGAUAUAUUUACUAGAGAGUCUUCAAUCAAAUCGUCAAUACGAAGAUGAGGCAAGACAAAGGGAAGAGGAAAGAUUGAAAGAAAAGGCGGAGGCAAAGGCAGAAAGAAGAAGACUUUUGAACCUAACGUACUCAAGCUCAAGCCAACGAGGGGAGGAAUAA
Molecule: messenger RNA, 1122 nt
Organism: Sclerotinia sclerotiorum 1980 UF-70
Lineage: Eukaryota; Fungi; Ascomycota; Leotiomycetes; Helotiales; Sclerotiniaceae
Exons: 5
Coding region: 1-1122 (373 amino acids)
Source: RefSeq, a predicted model, not a curated record